AUGCGAAUGGCGCAUGACAUCCAAGCCGCAGUCAGCCGAGUCAGCCGAGUGGACUCUGAGUCUCUCCUGCUGGGGUUCUUGGAGAGCGAGGAGGUGUUGCGGUUGCCAUCUGGGCUGGCCGCCAGGUUCACCAGGUGGGAAGCUGAACUCGUGAGACUUCAGUCCUAUGGCCAUCGGUUCUACUUGCUCUCGAUCUCCUGGGAUGCUUUGCUUCAAGGAUUGGACCAGGAGGGCCUCAAGAGCACAGUGGACUGCUUGAAGCGACAUGGACUUGAGCCGGUGGCAGCUCUGGCUCUGCCAGACGAGCUGAGCGAGAGCGAGGCCGCUCUUGCGGCUUCGCACCUGGAGACCAUUCGCAGCUCCAUCCGUCUCUGGGUCACGCAGGUGAAGCUGCGGCAUGCCGGCAGUGAGCAAGAGCUGGGCCGACGCCGCAGAUGGGGCAGUGAGAGAGACGGGAUUCCUGACAUCACGGCCACAACUGAGUGCUUCUUUCUCCGUGUGCAAAAAGUACUUCAAGGACAUGCCCUUCUUGCACAAGAGCUCUUCCGAGAGCGAGGGGGCCUUGGCCCAGGCCGCGGUUCUGACGGCGAGCUGGGCAUCAUGAUCAGUGCAGAGUGGAUAGAGGCGGUUUCGGAGGCUUCUGAGGCCGCGACGGCGAAGAACCGGCAGGCUGCCGAGUGGAUCCUGCAAUCCCAGAUCGGUUCCAUCCUUUCACCCAUCUUUGGAGAAGAAACGCCUCUCACGCCGGACCUCUGCCUUUGCCACUCCUCCGAGAAAGAAAAUCUGAAGAAGACGAGCUUUCUGAUGAUCUCACACCACUUUGCCGGCCGCGUCCGUGUUUCGGAGAGUCAGACGGAGGUGCUGCACAGCAGUGCGUCGCCAUCAACGCUCGCCAAGGUCCUUAGCUGGCUCUCUUGGCACGGCUAUGUUCCGCCACGACAGGGUAGACUGGGCGGGCUGCAUGCUGUCGAACCCGCUGGGGGCAUCACCAAUCAGACCGCGACGCCUCGAGUGCCGCAUCGUGCAUGUGAAAAGAGUGUGCCAUUGAGAGGAUACUGGACUGGCGAGGUGGAAUCUCGUUCUCCUUGGCAGGUACGUGAAGAAGCAUUGAUUGCAAAUUUUGCGAAAGCUGCUUUGUUUGCGCAGCCGAGUACGGAGAUGGGGCAGCAUGGGUGCUUUUCUUGGAUGGAUCCUGAAAGCGUUCUUGUUACACUCGACUUUCUGGAUCUCUGCGUUUGCCUUGACAGUCGGCCUGAUGCGCAGAAGCUGGUCUCUCAAAUAAGUCUGGUUCCGUGUCACUCAGGGCACAAGGAGAAGGCCCGAAAGGAUUCAAGUUGGCUCCGUGAUGCAAGAUGGAGCUCGCUGCUGGACCAAGUCAUUGCAAAGAGCUCUCGACAAUACGUCGAAAAAAACGCUGAGACCCAGAGCACCGAGAGCACCGUCUCCAGCAUCUCCGAGUCGGCCGUCGACUUUUUCCUCCAGUUCCGGAGGCAGAAGCGAAGGGCGGAAGCGGCGGAGCCGGCGAUCUCGAGGAUCGCUGCAAGCACUCCGGAUCCGACCGAGACGAUGGAAGCCACCCUCGAAGCAGUGCUCCAGCUUUGCAAGGUUGGCGAAGAGCCGGGGCCGAGGCCCAGGUUUGAGAAUUUCGUGGCCUCCGAGGUUGCCAGAGUCCGCGCACUUGGGGAGGCCUUGCAGCGCCAGCCCAGGCCGCCAGCGCUGGAGAGCCCGGCGAGCCCGAGCCGCGCGACGAGCCAAGACGAAGGAAGCGGCUUAAGCGGAAGUCGCAGCGCUGCUGAUGGUGAUCUGGAGCACGUGCGUGUUCAGGCUUCCUUGGCUGCUUCCUGCUUCUGGUGGGGCGCGCGGACGAAGAGAAGCUCUCUGUGUGAAGAAAGAGCUUGA
This is a messenger RNA of Symbiodinium sp. CCMP2592, 1899 nucleotides long. Lineage: Eukaryota; Dinophyceae; Suessiales; Symbiodiniaceae. The record is from the annotation of a GenBank genome assembly.